GUCUGCUCCGUUCUUCACAACCAUUGGAAGAUGGACUUAUUAGGUUUCUACAGCUGUUGGAAUGGUUACCAGAAACAAAGGUCAACAGAAGUGAUUGUUAUAAAAGACACAAGCACAGAUCCAAACCUCAUUAUUGUUAGUUUCAGAGGCACUGAUCCUUUCGAUGCCGAUGAUUGGUGUACAGACUUGGAUCUCUCCUGGUACGAGGUUAAGAAUGUGGGAAAGAUCCAUGGCGGAUUCAUGAAAGCUUUAGGGCUUCAAAAAGAAGGAUGGCCAAAAGAAGUAAACUAUGACCAAACCCAAAACGAAACAACUCUAUAUGCAUACUACACUGUUAGGCGUCACUUAAAAGAAAUUCUCGAACAAAACCCGACGUCCAAAUUUAUAUUGACCGGACAUAGCCUAGGUGGGGCUUUAGCAAUUCUAUUCACGGCUGUUUUGGUGAUGCAUGAUGAGGAGCAAAUGCUAGAGAGGCUAGAAGGAGUUUACACAUUUGGACAGCCACGCGUAGGCGACGAGGAGUUUGGAAAGUUCAUGAAAGAUUCGUUGAAAAAGUUUGACGUGAAGUACGAAAGAUAUGUUUAUUGCAACGACAUGGUUCCUAGGUUGCCUUUCGACGACAAAACACUAAUGUUCAAACACUUUGGGGCAUGCCUUUACUAUGACAGUUUCUACAAAGGAAAGGUAGAGGAAGAAGAGCCAAACAAAAACUACUUUAAUCUCUUAUGGGUUACACCAAAGAUAAUGAAUGCAAUGUGGGAGUUGAUACGUAGUUUCGUCAUACCUUAUUGGAAAGGUGGAGAGUUUAGAGAAGGAUGGUUCUUGAGGUGUUUUAGGGUUGUUGCAUUGUUGAUCCCGGGAUUACCUGCUCACUUUCCUAAUGAGUACAUCAAUGUUACUCUUUUGGGUGACUUACCUGACUCGCAUCUUGAUUAAAUUUUGACGAAGUCAGUUCCAAAUUCUUUUGAA
Messenger RNA from Arabidopsis arenosa, 969 nucleotides. NCBI's taxonomy places the organism in Eukaryota, Viridiplantae, Streptophyta, Magnoliopsida, Brassicales, Brassicaceae. The record is from the annotation of a GenBank genome assembly.